This is a messenger RNA of Labeo rohita (rohu), 2899 nucleotides long. RefSeq names its product glucosamine (UDP-N-acetyl)-2-epimerase/N-acetylmannosamine kinase (gene gne). Gene Ontology annotation, biological process: UDP-N-acetylglucosamine metabolic process. The transcript is spliced from 14 exons. The coding region runs from base 229 to 2448 and encodes 739 amino acids. The record is from RefSeq and is a predicted model, not a curated record. NCBI's taxonomy places the organism in Eukaryota, Metazoa, Chordata, Actinopteri, Cypriniformes, Cyprinidae. Gene Ontology annotation, molecular function: N-acylmannosamine kinase activity; UDP-N-acetylglucosamine 2-epimerase activity; hydrolase activity, hydrolyzing O-glycosyl compounds.
GAAACAGAGGAAGAACCUUCUCAUAAGCGCUAUCGUCGUUUAGCAUUGACAGCCGAUUAGUCUUCCUCGGUUGGUGAUUUAAUAAGUAUACCAGCGUUCGGUAUAUUCGAUUCUAUAACACCUGUUAUCACGGAAGGGAAUGUACUACAGAUAAUCGUGUCAAACAGUGUUCAGGUCAGGAAUACUCAUGAACUUUACUAUCUGAAGACCCAGCAAGCACAGGGGAAGAUGGAGCAAUCAGAGAAGGGGUUAAAGCAACGUCUACGUGUGUGCGUGGCCACCUGUAACAGAGCGGACUACUCUAAACUCGCACCCAUCAUGUUCGGCAUCAAGUCUCACCCUGAAAUAUUUGACCUGGAAGUGGUGGUGCUGGGUUCGCAUCUCAUUGACGAUUACGGAAACACGUUCCGUAUGAUUAAACAGGAUGAGUUUGAUAUCAGCUCUAAGUUGCACACCAUUGUUCGUGGUGAGGACGAAGCUGCCAUGGUGGAGUCCGUGGGUCUCGCGCUCGUGAAGCUUCCCGACGUACUUCAGCGUCUCGCUCCUGACAUUCUGCUCAUUCACGGUGACCGUUUUGACGCUCUGGCCUUGGCCACGGCAGCGGCUCUAAUGAACAUUCGCAUUUUGCACCUGGAAGGUGGAGAAGUGAGCGGAACCAUUGAUGAUUCCAUUCGCCACGCCAUCUCCAAACUGGCACACUAUCACGCCGUCUGCACGCGCUCGGCCGAGAGACACCUCAUCUCUAUGUGCGAAGACCACUCUCGCAUUUUAUUGGCAGGUUGCCCGUCAUACGACAAGCUGCUUUCCGCCCACCAACGAGACGAUUAUACAGAUAUCAUCAAGUCGUGGCUUGGGGAUGAUGUGAAGGAAGAGAACUAUAUUGUAGCUCUGCAGCAUCCUGUUACCACAGACAUCAAGAAUUCCAUUAAGAUCUAUGAGUUAAUGCUGGAUGCCCUCAUCUCCUUCAACAAGAGAACUCUCAUUCUCUUCCCAAAUAUUGAUGCAGGCAGUAAGGAAAUGGUUCGUGUGAUGAGGCGGCUGGGAAUCGAGCAGCAUCCGAACUUCCGUGCGGUAAAGCAUGUUCCGUUUGAACAGUUCGUCCAGCUGGUGGCACAUGCCGGCUGCAUGAUCGGGAACAGUAGCUGUGGCGUUCGUGAGGCCGGAGCGUUCGGAACACCUGUCAUUAACCUGGGAACCCGCCAGACGGGUCGAGAAACAGGGGAAAAUGUCCUACAUGUGCGAGAUGCAGACAAGCAUAAUAAAAUAUACCAUGCCCUGCAGCUGCAGUUUGGAAAACGCUACCCUUGCUCCAAGAUCUACGGUGAUGGAAAUGCGGUCCAGCGCAUCUUGAAGUUCAUGCAGUCCAUUGACCUUUCUGAGCCACUACAGAAAAAGUUCUGUUUCCCGCCGGUGAAAGAGUGCUUCUCUCAAGAUAUCGACCACAUUUUGGAGACACAAAGUGCCCUUGCUGUAGACCUGGGGGGGACAAACUUGCGUGUCGCCAUCGUCAGUAUGAAGGUGUAUAACUAUCACAUGGUCCAUACUUCCAGUGAUGGAGAGGGUAGGGUGGUUAAGAAAUAUACCCAGUUGAAUCCUAAGACGUUUGAGGAGAGGAUAGAGCUGAUGCUGACCAUGUGCAAACAGGCCAUGGCUGACGCUGUUCACCUCAACUGCAGAAUCCUGGGUGUUGGUGUAAGCACAGGGGGGCGUGUGAACCCACAAGAUGGGAUAGUCCUCCACUCCACCAAGCUAAUAAACGAGUGGAGUUCAGUGGACAUCCGCACGCCUCUUUCUAGCGCCCUUCAUCUCCCUGUGUGGGUCGAUAAUGACGGCAACUGCGCCGCCCUUGCUGAGAGGAAGUUUGGCCAUGGGAAAGGCGUGGAGAACUUUGUCACCAUUAUCACUGGAACCGGAAUUGGAGGUGGUAUAAUCCAGCAUAAUGAACUGAUCCACGGCAGUACGUUUUGCGCGGCGGAACUGGGACACAUCGUGGUCUCAUUGGAAGGACCAGAGUGCAUGUGUGGGGGCCACGGCUGCAUAGAGGCCUACUCCUCAGGUCUCGCCCUGCAGAGAGAAGCCAAGAGACUUCAUGACGAGGACUUGCUGAUGGUGGAUGGAAUGACUAUAAAUAACAAAGAACAGGUGAACGCUGUUCAUCUCAUCAAUGCGGCUCGCCUUGGCAACUCCAAAGCUGAAAGUGUACUUCACACCGCGGGGACUGCCCUGGGUUUGGGCAUCGUGAACAUCCUGCACAUGAUCAACCCGUCUCUGGUGAUCCUGUCUGGUGUCCUGGCGGUGCAUUACGAGAAUCCAGUUCGUCAGGUGAUCAGCCAGCGUGCUCUCGUCUCAGCGCAGAAGACCAAGGUCAUGGUAUCUGAGCUUGAGGAUCCCGCACUGCUGGGUGCCGCCAGCAUGGUACUGGACUAUACCACCCGCCGUACCUACUGAAAGAGCUCGAAAACCAAGGAACCAAUCUGUUAUAGACUUAAAGACCGAGGGCCAAUCACGUGCUAUGUCCAUGUGACCUGAACAUUUUUAUUUGUCUAGUUUUUACUAUAGUCACAUUUAAGCACUAUAUUAUUUGGGAUCAAGUAUCUGAUUUUGAAAAAUGGUUUAAGUAUGUGAAGGAUGGUUUUAUUUAAUAUUGUACAGUGGAACUAGGGAACUAGUUGUUACAGAGAGGCUGCUGUGAUUUUAUUGCCCGCUCUGUCAUUGUCUUUCUUUCUAUUGUUUGCAUUUUUCACAAAGAUAGUCUUAUUCUCCUUUGCGCCUUACGCUGAUCUCUUGUCAAGCCUUUGUCUUCAGAGCACCAUGUGUUUAUGACUACACUAAUUUAAUAUUUAAUUAAAUUACGAAAAUUGUUAACAUUGUAUGCACAUUAAAAAUUAUUGAAAACAAA